AUGGUCUACUGCGGCAAAGCCUCUCAGGGCUGUCAAAACUGCCGAACCCGUCGCAUUAAGUGCGAUAAAGUGAAACCCGAAUGUUCACAAUGCAUCCGCGUGGGCAAGAAAUGCCCCGGGUAUCGAGACCAACUUUCGCUCAUGUUCCGCGAUGAAAGCACCAAGGUCAUCAAAAAAGCACACGCUCAGUGGGGAGUUACCGAUGGUGCUGAGAAUGGUGCUGAGCGCGCAUCGGCCUCGACAGCUCCGUCACCGCCUGCUUCUUCGCCCUCUUACAGCCGGAAGGGCUCGCCGAACAGCAAGAGGUCUGCAUCAAGAUCAGGAGCCGCGAACGUACCUUCGCCAGCCUCGAGUUCGGCAUCCUUUUCCGCCUCGCCUUCGUCAACGUACCGUUCUGCGGGCUCUUCAUCACCACCAACGCUCCCGGCUGUCAAGGAAGAACACAACCGCGAGUCCAGCCCUCCGACACUCCAGAUAGGAUCUACCCUCGAGGAACAGGGCGUGCAGUUCUACGUCAACAGGUAUCUGAUAGGGCAUCCUGAUGAACCCAAAAACGGCCAAGACUUGAACACAGAGGGUUGGAUAUGGCAUCCAGCAGUACAGGACGUCAUGUGCGCCGUAGGCCUUGCUGGCCUGCACAACCUGACUGGCAAUGCCAAAAUGAUGUCGACUGCGCGAGAGAAGUAUGGUUCAGCACUACGACAUACCGGGAAGCUGAUCCGGCCUCCCCAUACACCGAGCAUAGAUGUGACAAUGAGGGCCGUGGUGGCCCUCGCCAUGUUUGAGGUUCGCCCCCCAACUCUCUGCUGCAACUAUGGUUACGCGUCUUUGACUGUUGCUGUUUUCAUACCUCUACACGUUGCUGGCAUGCCCAUGCCACCGGACUUUUACGACUGGGUUUCUUAUGGUUCGCAACUCCAGCUGCCCAUAGACCGACCGUCGACCGACCUAGCGGUUCUGAUCGCUCGAUUUGUCGAAACCUCGUCAAUUAUUCACAACCAUGUCAUCAGCGACGGAAAACCAAAGACGGCCAGCGUUAUUCAGCAGCUUCUGGAUCUUGAUCAAGAUUUGGCCUCGUGGGAGAAUGGACUGGAAGGAGAUUGGAUUUACCGCACCAUUCACGCCACCCAUCUCCCUCCUAAGGCAGUGUUCCAGUGCGAAUACCACAAAUACCACGACGUCUGGACUGCUCGAAUCUGGAAUUACUACCGAUGGUGCCGGAUUCUGGUCAACCAGAAUUUGCUGGAUCUGACCAAUAAGAAUCCUGUGUCCAGUUUGUCGCUGGUAUCAGCGGCUGCGCGGGACGAGUUUCUGAACGUGAUCCGACAUUUGGCGAGGGAUAUACUUAUUAGUGCACCAACACAUUGGCGACACCCGGCCCUAGACGGACCGGCUCAGAUAACAGUGGAAAGUCCCGGCGGAGGAGGAGCUGGAUCAGCAGGACUACCGGCAUUGCUAUUCCACCUCAAAGUGGCGGGUUGCGCUCCUGGAGUGCCCAAAGACUACUGGGAAUGGGCGUUGGGAAUCAUCCAAACAAUUUGGGGCGACAUGGGAAUGUUGCACGCACGAUCGAUGAUGGAAGCCAUGCGAGCGCAUGAAGACACGGUGCUGAGAACUGGUGCAGCUGGGAUAUUGGCAGAUGAUUGGUAG
This is a messenger RNA of Colletotrichum paranaense, 1650 nucleotides long. RefSeq lists its product as uncharacterized. Gene Ontology annotation, molecular function: zinc ion binding; DNA-binding transcription factor activity, RNA polymerase II-specific. NCBI's taxonomy places the organism in Eukaryota, Fungi, Ascomycota, Sordariomycetes, Glomerellales, Glomerellaceae. The transcript is spliced from 3 exons. The record is from RefSeq and is a predicted model, not a curated record. The coding region runs from base 1 to 1650 and encodes 549 amino acids. Gene Ontology annotation, biological process: regulation of DNA-templated transcription.